AUGGAGGCUCGUGUGGGGAACAAGUUUCGUCUCGGACGCAAAAUCGGAAGCGGUUCUUUUGGAGAGAUUCAUCUUGGUACUCAUCUUCAAACAAAUGAAGAAGUUGCCAUCAAGCUUGAAAAUGCCAAGACAAAACAUCCACAACUGCUCUAUGAAUCCAAGUUAUACAGACUUCUACAGGGAGGAACUGGUGUUCCAAAUAUUAAGUGGUUCGGUGUUGAAGGUGACUACAAUGUACUGGUCAUGGAUUUACUUGGGCCUAGUCUUGAAGACUUGUUCAAUUUCUGUAGCAGAAAACUUUCUCUCAAGUCCGUCCUCAUGCUUGCUGAUCAAAUGAUAAACCGUGUAGAGUAUUUCCAUUCGAAAUCUUUCCUUCACCGAGAUCUCAAGCCUGACAAUUUCCUCAUGGGGUUAGGAAGACGCGCCAACCAGGUAUACAUCAUCGACUUUGGUCUUGCUAAGAAGUACAGGGAUAACACUACUCAUCAGCACAUUCCUUACAGAGAAAACAAGAAUCUCACUGGAACCGCAAGAUAUGCUAGUAUGAAUACUCACUUGGGAAUUGAACAAAGCAGAAGGGAUGACCUAGAAUCACUUGGUUACAUCCUCAUGUAUUUCCUUAAAGGAAGUCUUCCAUGGCAAGGACUCAAAGCUGGAACCAAGAAACAAAAGUACGAGAGAAUCAGCGAAAAGAAAGUCUCUACAUCCAUUGAGUCCUUAUGCCGUGGCUACCCUUCUGAGUUCGCAUCCUACUUCCAUUACUGCCGCUCCCUCCGGUUUGAUGAUAAACCUGACUACGGUUACCUCAAAAGAAUCUUCAGAGAUCUCUUCAUCCGUGAAGGGUUUCAAUUCGAUUAUGUCUUUGACUGGACCAUACUGAAGUACCAACAGUCACAACUAACAGCUCCUCCAUCACGUGGCCCUGCGGCUGGAACAAGUACCGGUUUGCCUCCAGGAUUAACCACCAUGGACAGAUACGGAGAGGAAGAUGGAGGGAGACCACCGAUGGAUUCAUCAAGAAGGAGAAUGUCAGGAGCUCUUGACAACUCUGGGAACUUGUCAUCAGCUGCUGUUAGAGCUCCAAUGAUGCCAAGCUCGUCCCUGUUUGGACAAUCAGCAGGAUCAUCAAGGAGAGUAACGUCUGAGGAGCUGCAGAGGAGCCGUACGGGAGGUGGAAUAAGAAACUCUGGGAUGGUUUCUUCAACGUCGGAAAGGAAGAGAUCUUCUUCCACUAGAAAACAUUAUGAUUCUGCUAUCAAAGGCAUUGAGACUCUCCAAGUCUCAGACGAAAGGUAUCACCAUCACUGA
Molecule: messenger RNA, 1308 nt
Organism: Eruca vesicaria subsp. sativa (arugula)
Lineage: Eukaryota; Viridiplantae; Streptophyta; Magnoliopsida; Brassicales; Brassicaceae
Source: the annotation of a GenBank genome assembly